AAUUUAAAAAAAAAGUUUUUCAAAAAAAAAACGAGAGGAGUAAAGAGUGUUUUUCUUGUGUAUUAUAGCUGCAUAUACAUAUAAUAAUCUAGCAUAAAUAUAAAAAAAAUAUAUAUAUAUAUAUAAGUAAAAAUAUAAAGAAGAUGUGUGGAUGGAUGAAAGAAGAAGGGGUGAGAAGUCAUCAUCAUGGAAAUUGAUGUGAAGCAAAGUAAACAGCGAAAUAAGAGACGGGAGAGAGCACAACGUAUGCAAGCUGAGCGAGAUAAAGAUGCGGAUGGGGUUGGCAUUGUCGAUGGUGAUAGUGCUGAUGAAGAUUCAAAGAAGCCCAUCAGACCACCCCAGAGACGCAAAAAAGCGAAUAUAUUUAAGGAGCCAUCUCCAAUACUUGAGGAAGAUGUUGUAGAUGGAUUUGCAAUUUUAUCAUUUAAAAGUUAUGAGGAUUUAGAGUAUGCAAUUAAAUUAGCUAAUAAACGUAACGAAAAACGAUUAUCGGCAAUAACAGAAUUGACGACUAUAAUGUUAGAAGAUAAGCUACCAAAAAUCGAUACCGGUCAGAUUAAAGAUGAACAUGGCGAUGGACGGGAUAGAGAGCGUGAAUGGAAUUAUAAGAAUAAUAAUCAUCAUAUAACACACACAACAAAUAACAUUGCAUUUAACCACGAUCCUGGUACAUCUGAUGACAGUGGACGUGCCUCUGAGCGCUUGACAACGUCAUCAGUUGCACAACGUGAUCAGGAUAGUUCGAGAGAUCGAUUGAGUGAUGCAAGCAGUCGAUGUAGUUCAGGAAAAGGAUAUAUCUGUGAUAGCGAGGGCGAUGAUGAUAAGAACCAACAGCAGCAGCAGGGUUCGACGGGGGAUGCUGCAUCUGUCAAUGCACAAAGUCCAAAAAGUGCUGCUGUAAAUUCUAACAACAACAACAAUAAUAAUAGCAAUAGUUCAAGUAACAACAACAACAAUAAUAAUAAUAAUAUUGUAAAGCCAUCGGAAUCACCGCCAGCGACGUCAACAGCAACAGCACCUAAACAGGCAUCUGAUGGUGGAUCAACGACUGCAUCAACAACAACAUCUGCUGCGGUGGUGCCGAGAAAGCCCGUCGAUUCAUUCCAAACAACGGGAGUUCCUUUAAGCAAUGGGCCAUUGGGCCUUGGCGGUAGUCUUAGUCCUGUACCAUGUCAACCAUCAAAUAGUGGCCCAGCGCCGAAUCCAAGCCCUGCCCCAGCUGCUUUACCUCCACCUAGUCUCCCAUUUGCAACGACACCACUGCAGGUCAAUAAUGAACCUCUUAGCACACAUCUAACAUCAUUACCAAAUCAUGUUGGUUCUAUACAGAAUAAUGGACAACAAACAAGCACAACAACAGCUACAAUACCGAAUGGCAAGGUACCGGCAUCAUCAACUGUAAAUAAUAAUAAUAAUAAAUUACCAACAACAUGCACCACUACAUCACUAUCAUCACCAAAUUCAAAGCAGACAAUGGUCUCAUCGCCUUCUGCAGGAUCAUCGCCGGGUGGCCAAAUGACGACGACCACGACUGUAACGAGUAAUAAUAAUAAUAACAGUAACAGUAGUAAUAAUAGUAGCAAGAAACAUUCGCCAACAAUAUCGAAUUUAUUAGCACCAGCGACUAGCACAGUUACGACUACAAGUAAUGUACAGCUGCAGCAGCAACAAGCACCGAUUACGACGAGUGUUAUGGCUAUUCCAUCUCCAGUAUCAUCGACAUCAUCAUUGUCGUCAAUAUCAAUACCAUCAAGAUUGGGCUCAUCAACGCCUCCCGUUACUCCUGCAUCGAAUGUUAAUGCCAAUUUAAUAAAUACUCCUACAUCAACGGCACAAACGCCACCGACCUCAAUGCAACCGCAGCAACAACAACAAAUACAGCAACAAACGCCGCAAAUUCAAAGUACACAGCAUCAACAGUCUCAGCCACAACAGCCACAACCACCAUCAAUACAAUCACAAUCGAUGCCCCAGCAUCCGACUAUUGAUCAAAUGACUAAUCAACAGCUUCAGUCAAUGAGUAAUGCAUCAUUAUUGCCUACAUCACUUGGAAUGCCACCUACAUUAAAUGGACCUGGAAUUCCAACAAUGAUGGGACUUGGUGGUCUCGGACCUUUAGGACAUUUAGCUGCUCCACCUUAUCGUGCAUUGUAUCCUUAUGGUUUAUACUCACCUUAUGGCAUGGCUCCUCAUCCGUAUGGUGCGAUGCCACCUACACCAAUAGCACCACCUGCAUUAUCUCCUCGAUCGUCUGAAAAUCGACGUGAUUCAUCACCAUUAGUAUUAUCGAAACCAAUUAAAUCUGUAACGCCUAAUAGCAAUUCACAACCUACAAAUAAUUUACAGUCAUCUAGCAAUAGCACAACACCGGCUGGACCAAAUUAUAUUUCAUCAUCAUCGGCAGCUACUAAUUCACCAAGAAGUUUUAGCCCAAGUAGUAGAGAAAGAGAUAAUUUUAGGCAAGUUGACAUGCGUUCAAUGAGAUCUUAUGAAAAUUCUCCUAACAUGUUAUAUUAUGGCUCUUACAGUGUAAGUAGUUUAUCAUCAAAGUCAACGACAGUGACGCCCAGUUCUUCUGUGAUAUCAUAUAAUAACACUGGGCCUUCAGGUCAACCAACAUCAGCGAAUAUGCCUCCGAUAAUGGGCAAUUCAGCAUCAUUAUUAUCACCUUAUGGUCUAUCAGGUCAAUCGCCUGUCAUUACAUCAUCUGCAGCAUCGAGUUUAUAUACUGGUUCUAGUCUAUCAUAUCCUACUAAAAUUCCUGGCUUUCCUCCACCCUCCUCGUGGCCUCCGCCACUUUCUUCUGCGUCAAAUAUGUCUUCACCAAUUAUGACGACAAUGGCUGGUCCAGGAUUAAGUGGACGCCCGACGCCUAUAACACCAACAUCUGUAGCACAACAACAACAACAGCAACAACCCUCUUUCGGUCCAUCACCUUCAUUUGCCGCACCUUUACCACCUCCAAGUGCUGUGCCAACUUCUGUCGCUUCUGUUAAUUCACAUCCGUUUUCAGCGGAAUCACUCUUAACAAAUAAACCUGACCAAGCAGACUUAUUGAGGCGAGAAUUGGAUAACAGAUUCUUAGAUAGGAGUGGACUUAAUCAACCACCAUCCGUUUCAAUACCAACAUCAUCGAUGUCACAAUCACCUGUGAGUUCUGCAAUUGCAUCGAUACCAACGUCAUCAUCAUCGAGACCGUCAGCCCAAGCUACACCACCUGGAAGUGCCAAUAACUCAAAUCCUGGUUCAAAUAGCGGAUCCGCACCGACAACUCCUACAGCUCAACAGUCUGCCUCGAAUAUCCCAUUUUUAAGACAAGAGCUACAUCAUCAUCAACAUCAGCAUACUCAUUUGCAUCAGCACCAGCAUCAACAUCAAGCAUUAUUGCCCGGUGCACCUUCAGCAUCGAUAUUUCCACCACCACUAUUUAAAGACAUUCCGAAAAUUGGUGCUGGAGAUUCGCCAUUUUAUCGAACCGCACCACUCAUGGGAAUGCCACCAUAUCCAUAUCCAUCGGGUAUUCUUCAUCCUGGUCUCAGUGGCCCAACGCAAUUUGUGCCUCCUAGUCAUUUACAAUCAUUUGUACCGAAGCAGCAAGGUCCUCCAGCCGUAGUUGAUCCAACAAAACCGAAACAAGUGAAGACGGGUCGAUGGAAUGCAAUGCAUGUGAGAAUAGCGUGGGAAAUUUAUCAUCAUCAAGCGAAACAGAAUCCUGAAAAGGCAAGUUCGGCUGCUGGUGUGAAACCUGAACAAAUGUUAAGACCGAUGUAUCCACCACCCUCAUCACCAUCUGUUCGACAACAUGAAAUGACUCAACCUCCAAGCUUUCCACAAACUGCUCCACCCUCUAUGCAAGGACGACCUUUUGAUCCUAUGACUGCUAAUUUCCUCAGUUCACCUUCAGGCUUAGGUACUUAUAUUUUUUUAUUGAACUUAGGAGUUUCACCAUUUGGACGCUAUGGAUCACCAUUUGCCUCGCCAUUUGGUGGAUUAUCACCAUAUGCAAGAGAAAUGCAGUUAGGCGGUCCUCUUGAUCCAUGGAGAAAUUCUGCUUUAAGUAGAAACAUGGGAAAUAUGGGUAAUAUGGGUUAUCCACCACCUCCACAAGCAUUAACAGCAGCCUGGCCAAUGAAACCAGAUCCAGGUCUAGAUGCAGCACGUCGUGAAGCUGAAGAGCGUGAAAGACAAAUGCGUGAAAGAGAGGAGAGAGAUAGACAGCGACGUGAACGUGAAGAAAAGGAACGGAAAGAGCGUGAACGGGAAGAGAAGCUUAGGAAAGAGCAACAAGAACGUGAGCAGCGUGAAAGGGAGCGUGAGCGAAAAGAAAAGGAGAGACGAGAGAUGGAACGUCGUGAAAUGGAACGAGAACGAAUGCUUCAACAACAAAGACUUAAUGAUAGUGCAAAAUUAGUCAGGGAUAGAUCACCAUUGAGGAAUGGCGAUAGUGAUAUUCGGAUAAAAGAAGAGCCACGAAAAGAUGAAGCUGAGAUGUUAAUGAGAACAGAUCCUCGCUAUCAAAUGGCUGCAUGGCAAAUGGCUAGUCGAAAUCCAACACAUAUGCUACCUCCACCUCAUUUAACACGUGGUGGAAUGAUUGGACCGCCUGGAUCAUUUGUUGGAUUACCAUCACAUUACCCGCCUACUCCUGGCUGGCCCCCGGGACUAGAUCCGUACCGAGAUCCAUAUCGAUUAAUGGAUCCAAUGCUUAGAUCAUAUCCAAUGAAUCCAAUGCUCGAUGCAAUGCGUGCUGAAGAGGCGAAAGCUUAUGCACAAGCAACAGCAUUAUAUCGAGGCAAAGAUCCUAGUCCCGUGCCACAACAAGGACAUCCACCGACUGUGCCAUCACCUCAUCAUAGACUACCGCCUAAUGGUCCAAUGAAACCACCAUCUGUUGGUCCAUUACCCAUAACCGCGAAUGAUAUGCACAAAAAGGAAGACGCACCACGAUGAUAAAAGCUUUAAAUGAAAUUUUAUUUUGUAAAAAUCAGAAGGAGGAAAAAUCAAAUUUACAUUUUUACAUUAUACACCUUAACACACACACACACACAAACAUUUAUAUACAUACACAAACACAUGUUUGAUAAGCGAUGAUGCAGAAAAUAAAAACUCAAAAUGAAUCUCAGUAGAUAACAAUUUUUUGUGAAAUAAAUAAAAAAACUGUAUUUUAGGCUGAAAAGUACACAAAAAAGAUGAAUAUUUAAAAAAAAGAGUAUGAAAAUUUUUUAUUGCAUUUGAGACGAAAAAUAAAAAUAAUUGAAAAUUCUUAAACUCGCGAGGACGUAGCAGAAGAAAAUUCAAAUCAAAGUAUUUAUUUAAAAUAAUUUUUUUUUCUGAGGGGUAAAAAAUGGAACCACAGCCAUUUUUCUUAAUCGUAAUGAAAAAAAAGUUUUGUACAUUAAAUUAUUCAACAAAAAACAAACAUGCAAGCUAAUUGUAAAUUAUUUUAAAAUUUUUUCUUUUCAUUCGUUUCGUGAAAGAAAAGGAAAGGAUAAAGAAGUUUUGGGAAACUUUCGUGAUUUCUCAUGGAAGUCGAGGUCCUUGUGGGAAUUUUGUCAGAUUUUUUGGCUUGAAGAUUUUGGAUAUUUUCAAUGAUUUUGAUGGAAUUUUGAUAGCUUUUCAUGAAAAUUAGGUUUACUGAGGCCUACUUACAUGGUCUACUUAACUCAUUACUAGAAUUUGGUAGAGUCAGGGGUGCAUUUAUAUUGAACAAGUUCAAAAGAUAAUUAAAAACAAGGUUGCGAAACUGAUAAAUUACAUUUUGAUCUUUUUUGAUCAUUUUUGAUUAAUUUACAUCAUUUCAUCAGUUGCGCACCCUUGAUUAAAAUCAUAGCAAACUGAUGAAACUGUUGAUAGAGGUGUCAACCUUAUCUUAGCCCCCUCUGUAAACAUCCCUUGAAGUUUUUAUUCUUGACUAGCAUAGUUUGACUUAUAAAGUUUUACAAAACACUAGUUCAAAUUUUUUUAAAUACUUUGGAUGGUUAAAAACUUAAGACCCACCCAAAAAAGCUAUAAACCUACCCCAAAAAUUAAUUUCGGUCGAAAAAUUUCUGACAAAAUCCCCGCAAAGACAUGAAAUUG
This is a messenger RNA of Chironomus riparius, 6078 nucleotides long. The record is from the annotation of a GenBank genome assembly. Lineage: Eukaryota; Metazoa; Arthropoda; Insecta; Diptera; Chironomidae.